Molecule: messenger RNA, 834 nt
Organism: Rubroshorea leprosula
Lineage: Eukaryota; Viridiplantae; Streptophyta; Magnoliopsida; Malvales; Dipterocarpaceae
Source: the annotation of a GenBank genome assembly
UUGGAUUUUCUUCCCCUAAAAAGUUGAAUUUCGGAUGUUAUGAGAAACUUAGGGCUCGGGACUUUCACUUUGCCAAGAGAACUCAGCUUAAUUGCUCUCACAACGAAACGCGGCCGCCGCCGUCUUCGUCCCCGGUUGAUGACAACGAUCAAGGUCCGCCGCAGGAAGCUGUCCUCAAAGCAAUCUCAGAGGUGUCCAAGACAGAAAGAAGGGUUGGGCAAACCACAAAUGUGGUUAUUGGAGGUACAGUAACCGAAGAUUCUGCUAAUGAAUGGCUUGCAUUGGAUCAGAAGGUUAAUUCUUACCCAACGGUUAGGGGAUUUACUGCAAUUGGAACUGGUGGUGAUGAUUUUGUGCAAGCUAUGGUUGUUGCUGUUGAAUCUGUAAUUCAACAGCCUAUCCCUGAGGGUCAGGUGAGGCAGAGAGUAUCGUCAAGGGGCAAAUAUGUAUCAGUCAACAUUGGUCCUGUUCGAGUUGUUUCCGGUGAACAGGUUCACGCUGUUUACAAUGCUAUGAGGAGAGAUCACCGAAUGAAAUACUUUUUCUAGUGUUAUUCUCAUUCACAUUUUGCAUAUUAUAUCAUCCAUGGCUGCAUGGUAUCCAAUUCCUUCUUCCUCAUAUUCUUUUGUUCCCCUUAACCAGCGUUAGUCUUGUUUAUUUCUUUGAUUAACACAAAGCAAUGUAAUAGGCAAAGGAAACAUUGUUUGAAGUUUAUGUCUUCUCUAUUUAUGAUGUAUAUUUUCUUAAUCUAAUUAAUCUCAGUCUAGAUAGGAAACAACACAUUGCCUUCACCUUUCCCUUCCCUUUAUGGGACGAUAAAUAAUCAGGGAGGUU